AUGGAAUGGAACCUCAGAAGGAUGGAAAGUGAACUGAGGCACAUCAACCCAGACCUGCUGCAGCCCAGCAAGAGCUUCAAGAAGCCCUCCUCCGGCACCAUCACCCUGAACGUCGGGGGGUUCCUCUACACCGCCCAUCGGACCACCCUCUCCAAGCACCUGGGGUCCUUCCUGGAAGAGCUGGCCAACGGGAAGAAGGCCGUCCAGCACACGGAUUCCAUGGGGAACCCGUUCAUCGACAGGGACGGCCCCGUUUUCCGGCACGUGCUCAACUACCUAAGAACCGGGGAGCUCCAGCUGCCCGACGACUUCCGGGAGGCCGGGCUCCUGCGGCGGGAGGCCGACUUCUACCGCCUGGGCGAACUGGUGGAGGCCGUGGCGGAGUGGGAGAGCCACAGGGCGGCCCAGCGGGAGCCGGCCUUCCUGGAGGUGACCGACAGCCACGAGCGGUCGCAGGGCCUCAAGGUGUACUGCAGCGACUCCGCCUUCAUCGAGAAGGUCAAAGGGCGGCUGGUGCAGAUCUCCAAGAGCCGGCUGGACGGCUUCCCCGAAGAGUUCGUGGUGUCGUCCAACGUCAUCCAGUUCCGCCACUUCAUCAAGUCGGAGCCCGGCUCGCGGCUGGUCCUGAAGGAGGACAGCACGUUCGUGUGCACGCUGGACUGCCUGAAACUAGAAACGGUGAUGCUGGCGCUGAAAUCGGGCUUCAAGUUGGUCACCAGCCUCGACAGCAGCAAAGGCUCAGUCGUGGCGGCCGAGGCCCUGCACUUUGUCAAAUAG
Molecule: messenger RNA, 777 nt
Organism: Menidia menidia (Atlantic silverside)
Lineage: Eukaryota; Metazoa; Chordata; Actinopteri; Atheriniformes; Atherinopsidae
Source: the annotation of a GenBank genome assembly